This is a messenger RNA of Lotus japonicus, 1417 nucleotides long. Its product is annotated as replication protein A 70 kDa DNA-binding subunit D-like. The record is from RefSeq and is a predicted model, not a curated record. The coding region runs from base 288 to 1283 and encodes 331 amino acids. The transcript is spliced from 9 exons. NCBI's taxonomy places the organism in Eukaryota, Viridiplantae, Streptophyta, Magnoliopsida, Fabales, Fabaceae.
AUAGGCAAAAUCUUAUCUAUUCCAGAUUUCUCUCUAACUUUUUACUCUGGAUUCUGCCAUCUUCAUCCUAUCUCAUCACUUUCCCGGUACCGUAUUUGUUUUCUUCCUCUCAUCACUUUUCUGCAGCACAAGUACGGUAUUGCUUUUCUUCCUCUCAUCACUUUUCUUCCUCCCAUCACUUUACAUAUUUCACAUUUUUCACAAUCUAUUCAUCACUUCUCUCCUGUAAAGAACCGGUGAAUGCAUUUGUUCUUCUUCGUCCUUAGUCUUCUACAACUCAUCAAGGUAUGGCACGUAAGACUAGCUUGAUUGCUGAAGUUGAUGAUUCAAAAGAAACAUGGAAAUUGGGAGUAAGAAUAACUAAUCUUUGGGUUGUUGAGAAGUCAUCGAAAGUGAAUGCUAUGGAAAUGAUAUUUAUGGAUCAAAAGGGAGGAAAAAUUACAGCUGUAGUGAAAAAAUUCGAUAUUGACAAGUGGAAGUCAAUGCUUAAGGAGGACAACACUUAUAUUGUUCAAAACUUUGAGGUUAACCACAAUGAUGGUCAAUUUAGGACUUCAAAUCAUCCUUACAAAUUAGUUUUCAUGAAAGGGACAAUAGUGCAAGCGCGUCAAAUUCCUGAAAUACCUCAUAAUAUUUAUCACUUCACUCCCUUUGAUGACAUCUUAGCGGGAGGUGCAUCUACUGAAGUGUUAGUAGAUGUGAUCGGUGAAUUGUCAGAUGUCGUACAAAUUCAAAAAGAGAGUGUGCCAAAAAGGGUGGUAUUGGUCUUAAAGGAUGAAAGGAACAAUACUCUUCAUUGUACUUUGUGGGAGAACUUUGCAGCUAGGAUGAUAAGUUUUCUGGAAACACAUGUAGAAGGUCAUGUUGUCAUAUUGCUUUCUCUUGCAAAGAUAAAAGAGACAAAUGGGAAAUAUCCAACAACCAUCCAAAACUCAAUGUAUUGUUCGAAAUUGUUCAUUGAUGAACCUCUUGCGGAGAUUCAGGAGUAUAAAAAUAGGUUGGGCUCAAUAUGUGUCAAUGAAUCUUACAGUCAAAAAAUGUCUCAAUUCUCUUCAUGCUCUCAAUUUACAAGUGAAGAGAAAUUUGUGCAAAAUGAUAUUGUUAAAAGUUUGUCUCAGCUUAAUGAGGUUCAGAAGGAAUGCUAUGUAGUAACUGUUGCCAAAAUAGAUAAAGUGUGUGUUGGAAAUGGUUGGAGCUAUGAAGCAUGCUUUAAGUGCAAUAGGAAGUCAGAUUGUUCAAGUCUACCAUUCACUUGUCCAAAAUGUGGGAAAAAAAAACACUGAAACAGUUCCAAGAUUUAGGGUUGAAGUUAUGGUAUCCUAUAACAAUAAUAGUUCAAAAUUUGUGCUGUGGGAUCGAGAGUGUAUCCAAUUAGUGAAGCAAACUGCUAUUGAUCUUAAGAAGCAACUUCUUGAUG